Molecule: messenger RNA, 691 nt
Organism: Humulus lupulus (European hop)
Lineage: Eukaryota; Viridiplantae; Streptophyta; Magnoliopsida; Rosales; Cannabaceae
Product: kiwellin-1-like
Exons: 1
Coding region: 25-591 (188 amino acids)
Source: RefSeq, a predicted model, not a curated record
GAGAAGAAAAGAAAAUUCAAAAGGAUGAAGAACCAAUUUUGUUCUAAGACCCUUUUCCUCAUUUUCCUCCUUGUGGUGACACAGUGGUUGACCAUUGAGGCCAAAACUUGCAAUCCUAGUGGCAAAAUAAAAGGGAGGAAGCCUCCUCCAGGACAAUGCAACCCUGAAAAUGACUCUGAUUGCUGCAAGCAAGGCAAGUUGUAUACUACCUACGAGUGCUCACCAAGGGUGUCUGGCAAAACCAAGGCUGUUCUGACAAUCAACAGCUUUGAGAAGGGCGGAGAUGGUGGCGGACCCUCAGAAUGCGACAACAAUUACCACUCAGACAACACUCCGGUGGUGGCUUUGUCCACAGGUUGGUUCAACAAUAUGCAGAGGUGUUUACAGAACAUAACCAUAUAUGGUAAUGGGAGAAGUGUGAGUGCAAUGGUUGUGGAUGAGUGUGAUUCAACAGCAGGGUGUGAUGCCGAUCAUGAUUAUCAGCCCCCAUGUCCUAACAACAUUGUUGAUGCUUCUAAAGCUGUUUGGAAGGCAUUAGGAGUCCCCAAAGGCGAUUGGGGUGGAUUGGAUAUUUACUGGUCUCAACCUUGAUUUCCCCUUUUCUCCAUACCUAUGUUUUAUCCUAUAUCUAGUUUCUGCUUUAUUUUCUUGUGAUACACUUCUCUUUAUUGUCUCUAAAUUAUAAAUUGAA